Osmerus eperlanus (European smelt) is the source of this 2465-nucleotide messenger RNA. It is a transcript of the gene mstna, whose product is annotated as myostatin a. Lineage: Eukaryota; Metazoa; Chordata; Actinopteri; Osmeriformes; Osmeridae. Gene Ontology annotation, molecular function: cytokine activity; growth factor activity. The record is from RefSeq and is a predicted model, not a curated record. The coding region runs from base 703 to 1803 and encodes 366 amino acids. The transcript is spliced from 3 exons. Gene Ontology annotation, cellular component: extracellular region.
GAGGCACCUGGUGUGUAGAAAAAGAGAGGAGAAUAGCAAAUCCAAAUGCACUGCUUAUCAUUGAAAAAUAUAUAUUUAGCUAGGAAAGUGUUAUGUUAUGACACUAAUGUAUCUAAUAGAAUAAUUUACCUCCAAAACUCCCACUCUUGGAAAGUGGUCUAUGGUGUUCCAGUUCUGAAACGCACAUUGUUUGGUUUCAUUCUCUUGCACUACCUCUAUUGACACUUUACACAUGUGAGCCACAACUAGCAAGUUUAUGGGAGUGGUAAAGUGAACAGUCACAUAAAGUCUGUACUGUCCUCUAGUGUCCUUUUGCCAGAACUACACAUAUUGUCCUGUCAAAGACGGAUACCAAAAAAGGUGUUUAGGUUCAUCCAUAUCAUAGAUGAGGUGACAAAAUAACGACGUAUUAUAAUGUGUGUGUGUACUACCGAUAUGAUAUGGCUACAAUAACAUCGCGUGCCAUGCACUCAGUACUGGGGUUUAGAGAUUAUUUUAUUGGACUUAAUAAAAUGCAAUAAAGAAUUAUCACAAUUCUGUCUCUAUCGCUUUAAAACCUACAACCUUUUUUCCUCCAUUAGUCCAUCCUAUUAAAAUGUGGACACAGAAAGGCGGGGAGAUGAUAUAUUACAUUAACAUCUCACUGUCCUGUGAGAGAUCUGCAUUACCCUGUGUACAAAAUCCACAAACAUAAGUGCCAGAAUGCGUUUUCUGCUUUGUCUGGGUCUGUUUGGUUUAGUCUCCAUCAUAGCCAUGGAGAUUAAUAAAAACACUACACGCCAGCCUGGUGUUGGCGUGCAAGGAGGUGAACAAUGCUCAACUUGCGAGUUCAGGGAACAGAGCAGGCUCUUGAGACUUCACAGCAUUAAAUCCCAGAUACUCAGUAUACUUAGGCUCGAACAAGCCCCAAACAUCAGCCGAGAUAUGAUCAGACAACUUCUACCGAAAGCACCUCCGGUGACACAACUCCUGGACCAGUACGACCAUCGCGUGGAAGAUGAAGACCAUGCUGCCACUGAAACUAUUAUAACCAUGGCCAAGAAGUGUAAGUAUCUUUUGAAGUCAUCAUACUCUGGAAUGCCACCUUGUUGUUUUUUCACGCUUAGUCCCAAGAUUGAAUUUAAAAACAUAUUAAGCGCGCAAUUAUGGGUUUACCUGCGACUGAGUGACCGAGUCUCAUCCGUUUUCUUGCAAAUAUCUCAGCUAAAACCAUCAAAAGAUGUGAAGACGCGCGUUCGCAUUCGAUCUUUGAAGAUCGACGUAGAUGCUGGGACAAGUUUUUGGCAAAGUUUAGAUAUUAAACUUUUACUUCAAGUCUGGCUUGGUCAGUCAGAUACGCAUUAUGGGAUUGAGAUCAAAGCUAUUGACCCGCAAGGAGAGGAUUUAGCGGUCACCUCAGCGGAGUAUGGUGAAGAAGGGUUGCAACCCUUUAUCAAGGUAAAGGUUCUGGAGAACACAAAGCGAUCACGGAGGGACACUGAACUGCACUGUGAUGAAGAGUCCUCAGAAAUCCGUUGCUGCCGGUACCCGCUCACUGUGGACUUUGAAGACUUUGGCUGGGACUGGAUUAUUGCCCCAAAACGCUACAAGGCCAACUACUGUUCUGGAGAGUGUGAGUAUAUGCACCUGCAGAAGUACCCCCACACUCAUCUGGUGAACAAGGUCCACCGCAGAGGGCCUGCAGGACCCUGCUGUACCCCCACCAAGAUGUCCCCAAUCAACAUGCUCUACUUUAACCGCAUGGAGCAGAUCAUCUACGGCAAGAUCCCCUCCAUGGUGGUGGACCACUGUGGUUGCUCCUAAGCCUUAAUGGGUGUCAGAAUCUGAUCAGCAGUUUUAUCGGUAACACCCCUUGUUGUUGAAUGAGGUUAGCAGGAGGUCUGUCAGUCUAUUGUUUGUCUUCACAGUCAACACAACAAUCAUUUGUUCACUGAUGCUUUAGUAAAUGACAAAUAUAUAACAUUGUGAUGGAUGCUGUUGUUGUCUUAGUCUAGGCCUAGUCUAGAAAUCCAGAACAUAUUGAAAGUAUAGACUACUAACAGUGAAUCUUCCACCAAAUACUCCACUCUGUAUAAAAAGCUGUGGGAGGCAUGUGGAGAAUUUUUUUUUGCGAAAAACAUGAACCAAAUGACCUGUUUAAGGACAUGAACUGCUAAACCCUUCCCCUAAGAAUUAUUUUGAAGUUUCUUGCUGAGACUUUUGUUUGAAAGACAACAUUAAAAACCCUGACUUCAAUGACACAUGGUUGCAGGGAGUGCAGAUGUCCUGUUUGUUAAGGUUCACAGGGUUUUCAGAGGCAGGGUCAGGCUUGAUCAGAAAUGUUUGUGAGAUUAAAAACUCACUGUUCUAUGCGCAUUUCACAUCUCUCUAUCAACAUACCGGGGUGACAUAAUCAUUAAAUAGUAGAGUGGAUGCAAUGUAAUUAUACUUUGGCCUGCUGCAAUAAUCUGUUAUGAAAUAAACAU